AAGGAGUGAAAGAAAGGUUACUACGUGGUACGUGUGGCAUGUUUUUGUAAUUGGUGUAGAGUUUAAGUUUGUCAUCGCAAUGUGUCGUAUGUACGAUGAUCAUCAUCAGUGAUAGUUGACUGUACGCUUGUAUCGCAAUUGUUGAAGCAACGUUGAUCGCCGACACGUAAAAUGGCCUGGUUCGGAGAUAGCCUAUCCAGUCUGUCUAAUUUAAAGGGACAGAUUACGAAUUUCACGAAAGAGGUUUUAUCCGAUGGUAUCGUCGAGGAAAUAGAUGAACGAUCAAAAGCUUUAAAUGAAGCCAACGAAAGAUGCAAUCAACUGCAAGAUUUGCUCAAUUCGAAAGAUGCGGAGAUUUCCCUCCUACGCCGACAAAAUAUCGAAUUGCAGAGCGCCGUCAUCGAGCUGAACGAAAGAUCCAAAGAAUCGAAGGAUAUAAAUCACAGUGAUGAAACUGAAGGCGUCUUUUGCGAUCCGUCCUGCGUCGACAAUCGAAAUGCAAAGAAUCAGAAUGUACGUCAGCUACAGGAACAAUUGGCUCAAGCCACCGUAAAAGUACGCGAAUUAGAGCUGAAACAUGUUCAAAAGGUAACCAACACAUCCUUGAGAGAUGAUAUUUCCGAUGGACAUCAAAAGGCUGAAGUUGUACGAGCGAGACAAGAUAUGAUGAACCGUAUAAUACAAAUGGAAGAGAAGACUCGAGAAGCAGAACGUAAUGCUAAGCAUAUCCAAUUGGACGAGAUCAGUCUUAUCAAUGACUUUCGUUCAGUAAUGUCAAAAUUAAACUCACGUGAAAAGUUUGACUUGGUUAGUGGAGCAUUGAAAGCUUUACAAAUCGAGAGCGAAAUGCGCGAAAAGAAAAAUCAUGAAAAAUCCAACGAGCAACUCGAGAAAGUCGAGAAUGGCAUCGAAUAUAACACUUUAACUUUGAAACAUCAUUUAGACAAUAUAAGCUUGCAACAAAAUAAGCCCAGUGAUACGUCUCAAGAACUUUUGAUCAAUAAGCGAGAGGUAAUAUUACAACAAAGAAUAGAAGAACUCGAGAAUGAAAAUAAAGAUCUUUUGGACGCUAUGAACAAAUUGGACGAAGAGCAUACGCAAUCGAUUGAAAAACUAUUGUCACUCAGAGAAGAAACUAAUAAAAAGCAUCGUUCUCUACAAAGUGCAUAUGAGCAGCUUUCCAUAGAUUACAACAAAUCUCAAAAAAGAAUAAUUGAAUUUCGUAACAACGAUUUGAAACUCGAAACAAGUCAUCAAUCUAUCCAAACGGAUAAUUUAGAUAAUUUAGACAAACACAUUCAAACAACGGUUCCUUUUCAAAGAGAUGAUGUAGUGUCGGAAACAAGCGUUCUCGAGGAUAUUACUCGGAAAAUUAAGAUGAUUUUAAAAAGCUAUACCGUAACCACUGAACCGGGAGAAACCAUCUUUGAGGCCAUCGCGAAACAAUACGUUGAUACUAAAUGGAAAUUGGACGUUUUGGAAAGGAAAGUAACCGAGAUUACCAGAGAUUUAAAGGAAACUAAGGAAACGAAAGAUGUGUUGCAAAUAGAAUGCGAAGAAUUGCAGUGUCAUAUUGAUUCGUUAUUGUUGGAAAAUCAAGUUUUAAAAUCGAGUUUACCAUCUAUUCCUGAAGAAAGCGAAGAACGAGUAGUCUCCUUAGAAAUGGAAGUUGAAUCUUUACAGGAAGAAAUGAAACGACUUUCGAUUGAAAACGAAACGAUACGAGAAACAAAUACAACUUUAACGCUCGCGGCACAAGAUAACGGAAAGUUUUCGACAAAUCACAACCGUUUGCAAAAAGAUGUAAAUCACAAAAUAAGUGAUUCUUUCGUAAAGGAAGAUGAAGAAUUUUCAGCAUGUUUAGAAAAGAAUAACAAUUCAAAUGAGGAUGUGAUAUCGAGCGAACAAAUAAAACUCGAUUGUGAAAAUGUAACGCGAGAAUUAAAGUUGUCCCCGAUAACCGAGACAAAAUUGUUGGACAAUAAUCUUGUAUCGUUGCAAGAUCGAGAUAAAUUGGCAAAUGAAGAUAAACAAGAUUUGUUACAGGAAAAUAUGCAAUUACAUUGCACGACUUUGCAAAAAUGUGACCUACAAGAAGAAAAUGAUUACCAAUUGCACGACUUACAGAAACGGCUUGACAUGGCUAAUCGCGAGAAAUUUGAUUUAGAGAAUGAUAUCUCACGCAAGGAAAAAGAAUUGGAUGCAAUGCAGAUUCAAAUGGACAUGAAGCAAUCUCAAAUAACAAAAUUAAAUCAGGAUAAUGAUAGAUUAAUUAAAGAAAAUAUGUCUUUGUCGGAGCAACUAACUGCUACGCACGAUGAAUCAUUGGACAAGAUAGAAUUGUUAAAUACGGAAAUGUCGUUGCUUCAACAAGAACAUAAAGAUUUGAAACAGGAGACAUUGAUUUACAAGGAAGAAUUGAAUCGGACAAAGGAUAAAUUGUACGAGGCGCAACAACAUUAUGCAAAAUUGGAAAAUGAAUAUUAUUAUAAUAUAAAUGUCUUAAAAGUGCAGUUGAAUGAAGUUGAAUUAGAAAAGACAAAAAUUCAAACACAAGCGAUAACAAUGGAAGAGCUUGAAAAUGAAUUGAGUUUGAAGCAAUCGUUUAUAGAAAAGUUGAAUUUUCUACGAAACAGAUGUAAGCUAUUAGAAGAAGAAAUAAAAGUUGUUCGUACUAAAGAAAUGCAAUUGUUGGAAUCUCGCGAAGAUACAUUGGAGAUAUCUUUGCCAAACAUAGAUGGAGUCAAUAACAGCAGACUGGAGGAAGAACUUUCAACCGUUGAGGAUAAUUUAGUUGAAAAAGAAAACGUGAAAGCGGAAAUGCAAGAUUUGUCGAGAGAUACAUGGAACAAUAACGAACAACAGACAUUUGCUGCGUCGAUUAUCGAUGAAAAUGAUAUCAACAAAUACAUGAUGAAUGAAAUUACUGAAUUACGCAAUAAAUUACAAAUUUCCAUCGAGAAUAGUAAAGAAUCGGCAGAGAUGGCUAAACAGACCAUCGAGGGCCUCUCUCAUCUUAUUCGAAAAAAAGAUCAGGAGAUAAGCAUUUUACAAGGUGAGAUGGAUCGCGCGAACACUAUUGUCACAGAAACUUCCAACGAACUUGUCGUAAUUAAAAACCAAAAGAAUGAAUUGGAACAAAUUGUUUCUACGAAACACAAUGAAAGUUUACAAUAUCAGAAUGAAAUUGACAAGUUGAUUCAACGUGUAAAUGAACAAACGGCUCAAAUCCAAAGAUUAAUUUCCGAGCAAACAGCGAAUGAAAUACAAAAAGAAGAGGAGGCAAAUCUGAAGGAACGGCAAAAAGAGCAUAUUCAUCAAAUUGACCAACAAAGCGAGCAAAGCGCCGAAAUUGUGACUCUGAAUAAAAAAUGCGACGCAUUAGAAAUUGCUUUGAUGCAAGAACAGUCCAACAAUAGAAUUCUGCAAAACCAGCUUACCGAAAGCCAAAACAGGGAAGCUAGCUCUGUUAAAGAAUUAGAAAGACUGAGGACGCAUUUGGUCGAAAUGGAAUCGAAUUAUACGGAAGAAGCUCUAAUCGCUGAAAACAGUCGUCAAGAGUUGGAGACUAGAUUAUUGCAGGCUGAAGAGAAAGUAAAGAGUAGUUCAACUGCUUUCACCUCGGCAAAUAUUCGGGCAAAUCAGCAAAUAGAAACGUUGCAGCAACAAAUUGCUCUAAUUUCUCAACAAAGAGACCAUAUACAGGCAAAAUUAUCUGCCACAGAAGACAAUAUUCUACUGCAGUCUGCCUCUUUGACAAAUUUGCAAAUAGUUUUGGAACAGUUUCAACAAGAUAAAGAACGCGAUAUUGAAGCAGCUACAGAAAAAAUUCGAUCUCAGCUCAAUGAAGCAUAUAAGAAACAAGAUAAACUCUUAAAUGAAAUUUCGAUACUUAAGCAACAAUUAUUGGAGGCUAAAGAAUGCUUGCAGGCUGCCUCAAGACUAAGCGAACAGCUUGAGAAGAAGGAUGAACAAAUCGAGCGACUCGACGAAGAAGUUACGCGGUUGACGACAUCGCUAAAUUUUGCCGAGCAAAGAGUAAAAGAGGCAGUGGAGCACGACGAGGAGAAAAUCGACAAGAUUCUUAUUAAAAAUCUCUUCUUGGGUUAUUUAUCUUCAACUACAUCGGACAAGUCUGCGAUACUCAGAGUCUUUGCCAAUGUUUUAAAUUUCACAGACUCGGAAAAAGAUAAAGCUGGUUUAAACAGUGGAACAGGGACACAAAGCAGUCGGUUCUUGCGCUCUUAUGACAAAAGUGGCAGUGUACCUUUAAAGUAUCAGGAAGCGUCUUUAUCGGCAGCUUUUGUGAGAUUUUUAGAGAGUGAAUCUAAACCGAAGCCUCAGCUACCACCUUUGCCGAUUGUGAAUUCAUCUUCAUCGGCAUCAGGAAAUAAACAACAAGCUCCAUCAUCAUCAUCAUCAUCGGCACAAUCUACGUUAUUAUUGUCUAACGUUGCUCUUCCAACAUUUCCAGACUUUAUUCCGGCCAGAAAUACAGGAUCUAUUUUGAAGGAGGUAUUAAAGGACAGUUGAUAUUAAACGCAUUAUAUAUUUAAAAAAUUGUACAAAUAAUAUUAGAAAUU
This is a messenger RNA of Camponotus floridanus (Florida carpenter ant), 4583 nucleotides long. RefSeq names its product thyroid receptor-interacting protein 11. The coding region runs from base 172 to 4533 and encodes 1453 amino acids. Gene Ontology annotation, biological process: endoplasmic reticulum to Golgi vesicle-mediated transport; Golgi organization. Gene Ontology annotation, molecular function: small GTPase binding. The record is from RefSeq and is a predicted model, not a curated record. Gene Ontology annotation, cellular component: Golgi apparatus. NCBI's taxonomy places the organism in Eukaryota, Metazoa, Arthropoda, Insecta, Hymenoptera, Formicidae. The transcript is spliced from 14 exons.